AUGCGUCUAUUCGAUUCUUCUGUGCUAGGUUUGGCGCAUGUUCCUAUGGAGACGAGGCUCAGCCAGGAUACCGUUGAUCACCCGGCGCCAAUCGUGAGAUCACCCCAUUGCGAUCCCACAGACCCAAAUCAGGUCUGCGAAAGAUGGCUGGUAUCACCGGAUUGCGAAUUGCCGCCCAACAGCAAUACCCCGAUUCGCCCGGCAUCAAGAAAGAUCCUUGAAUCAUCCAUUUUGUGGAGAUUGCGCGUGGGAUUUUGCCCAAGCUUGGAUGCAGUACAUCCUUCGAGCGACAAUUGA
Messenger RNA from Alternaria burnsii, 297 nucleotides. RefSeq lists its product as uncharacterized. The record is from RefSeq and is a predicted model, not a curated record. Bases 1 to 297 code for a protein of 98 amino acids. NCBI's taxonomy places the organism in Eukaryota, Fungi, Ascomycota, Dothideomycetes, Pleosporales, Pleosporaceae. The transcript has a single exon.